AUGUCGAUUAUGCGCCACAGGAGCCGCAUUCGGCCGAGCAGGGCCAAGCUCCGCAUCCAUAUGAUGCCCAUCACCACCGAGGCUCGCUCCAGCACGCCGCAUUAUUCCACUGGCCAUCACCCCCAUCCAAUCCUCACCGACCCGAGCCACAUGGGAGGACACCCAAGCGCCCGGCACAUGGGCCAUUCGGGGCCGCCGCACUACGGCGCCGCAGGUCCCUCGCCCCACGCCGUUGUGGCGCCUCUCUACCCGUCUCUAACGCCGACCCAUGGUCCUUCUGGUAGCCUAAAGCGACAAAGACCAGACGACCUUGAUCUUUCUGUCUCGGGGAUCCCCGACCUGGAACAGAGCGACUUGGAGCCCAUGCAGCAAACACCUAUGGGGACGUCGUACGGCCAAGGGGCGGGCGCUCCUCCGACGCACCACCACCACCGUCUGCCGGAUACAGGGCCGCCGAACAAGCUUAUGCGACGCGACGGAGAGAGCAGUUCGGGCGGGGGUGCUCCGAGCGUGGUGGGACAAGCAGGGAUGCCGCACCCGGCUCCGCGUCCGAGGGGACCCAAGUUGAAAUUCACACCAGAGGACGACCAACUUCUAAUAGACCUCAAGGAAAACAAAAGCUUGACAUGGAAACAAAUCGCCGACUUCUUCCCUGGCAGAUCAAGCGGGACCCUUCAAGUGCGAUAUUGCACGAAACUCAAGGCAAAGACGACGCAAUGGACAGAUGAAACGGACCAAAAGCUUAGGACGGCGCUUCAAGACUAUGAAAACGAGAAGUGGCGCAUAGUCGCCAACAAGGUCGGAACGGGCUUCACACCGGCUGCGUGUCGCGAGAGAGCAACGCAGUUGUUGGAGGACAACUUAUAG
Molecule: messenger RNA, 867 nt
Organism: Lasiosphaeria miniovina
Lineage: Eukaryota; Fungi; Ascomycota; Sordariomycetes; Sordariales; Lasiosphaeriaceae
Exons: 3
Coding region: 1-867 (288 amino acids)
Biological process (GO): snRNA transcription by RNA polymerase II; snRNA transcription by RNA polymerase III
Cellular component (GO): snRNA-activating protein complex
Molecular function (GO): RNA polymerase III type 3 promoter sequence-specific DNA binding; RNA polymerase II cis-regulatory region sequence-specific DNA binding
Source: RefSeq, a predicted model, not a curated record